This is a messenger RNA of Paramecium tetraurelia, 1367 nucleotides long. RefSeq lists its product as uncharacterized. The transcript has 2 exons. Lineage: Eukaryota; Ciliophora; Oligohymenophorea; Peniculida; Parameciidae. The record is from RefSeq and is a predicted model, not a curated record. Gene Ontology annotation, cellular component: cytoplasm; ribonucleoprotein complex; nucleus. Gene Ontology annotation, molecular function: RNA helicase activity; RNA binding; ATP binding.
AUGAGACCUUCAAAACAAAAAUUUAAUAUUUCUUUUCGAGAAUUUGUAAAGCAUUGUGAGAAGCUCAAAUCAGAUUAAGAAACAAAAAUCAUAAAAUCAAUCAAAUUGAUCCCAACAGCUUCUCCUGAUGAAAUAAACGAUUUUGUUAACUCAAAUCAAAUAGAAGGAAAUAUUACCAAUAUUGCAAAAGAUUUUGAUUUUCUUCCAAAAGAAUAUUCCUCAAUUCUAUCAUCCAAAAGCAUAACAUCUCCUACUCCUAUCCAAAAAGCAAUCAUCCCUUUAAUAUUAGAGGGAAAUGAUGUGAUUGCAGUAGCUGAGACAGGAUCUGGAAAAACAUUGGCAUAUGCAUUGCCAGGAGUAAUUCAUAUCCAAGCACAACCAUAAGCACUAGGACCCAGAAUUUUAGUGCUUGCACCAACAAGAGAAUUGGUUUAGUAGAUUUAAACCCAAUAUGAGCUUUUUACAAGAACAUGUUGUGUUUAUGGUGGAGUCUAUAAGAAUUUACAAUAUUCUGAAUUAUUAGGGAUAAAAUAAUCCAGAAAUAAUAUUAGUCUGCCUUCUGUAAUAAUUGGUACUCCAGGAAGAUUGUUAGAUUUUAUGAAAGAUGGUUAUCCUUUGAAAUCUAUCACUUAAGUUGUAUUGGAUGAAGCUGAUAGAAUGUUGGAUAUGGGAUUUGAAGAAUAAAUUACAUAAAUUUUUUAGAAAGUGAGAAAGGAAAGACAAACUUUGUUUUUCAGUGCUACUUGGCCAAAGGAAGUAUAAAAAUUGGCUAAUUUCCUAUGUAAUGAAAAUCCAAAUCUAUUGCAGAUUGGUGAGUAAGGAUUGUCAGUCAAUAAAAAUAUUUAGUAAGAAAUAAUUAUUGUUUACGAAAAUAAAUUUGAGCAAUUUGUUGAAUUGGCAGAGAGGUUGAAGGGAUAAAAAUUGCUUAUUUUUUGUUAGAAGAAGAUUGACACUUAGAAAUUGGAAUAUCGUUUAUCCUUACAUGGAUUGAAGGCUAGAUAUUUGCAUGGAGAUCUAAAACAAGCUGAGAGAGACUACAUCAUGGAAGAUUUUAAGACAGGAGCAAUCAAUUGUUUGAUCACUACCAAUUUAGCAUCUAGAGGGUUGGAUAUUUCUGAUGUUGAUGUUGUAAUUAAUUAUGAUUUCCCAGAUAAUAUUGAAGAUUACAUUCACAGGAUUGGUAGAACUGGCAGGGCUGGCAAGAAAGGAUUGGCCAUUAGUUUUUUUGAACCAGGGUCAAUAAAUAAUAGAGUUAAAAGCGAAUUGGUGUAAGUUCUUCAACAAUCUAAUUAAGUUAUACCGUAAGAAUUAUUUAAUAUGAUGUAAUGAUAUUUUAUAGUAAUUUAUGGUCUAUAUUUUUUUGUCAA